Molecule: messenger RNA, 837 nt
Organism: Stylophora pistillata
Lineage: Eukaryota; Metazoa; Cnidaria; Anthozoa; Scleractinia; Pocilloporidae
Source: RefSeq, a predicted model, not a curated record
AUGUGGUGUGUUUUUGCCAUUCAACUUAUCAGCAUAUUGCUGAUUUUCCACGUUGAUCUUAGUUAUGGCCAGUGUUGGGAUAUUAACUGGGGAUCAAGCCUGGACAGAUUGGGGUGGCCAACUUGUCCUGAUCUUAAUACGUAUCUCAAGGGAUUGUGGAGGAACGAUAAACGGCCAGGGGACGAGAGAGUUGGGCGCAUUGAAACAGCAAGAUGCUGCAAUGCUUUUGUGUCAGCCUAUCACAUACAACCUUCAACUUGCACAAAUGCUAACUGGUUGCACACUUUGGAUAGAACUUAUGUCUGGGCACUGUUUCCUGCCGGUUAUUACAUGCAGGGCAUGAGGCUCGGCGCCGGUCCGCCAGCCUACCUGCACCACAUUGACGAGGCAAAAUGUCGCAAACCACAGGGUCACCCAAACAGUUAUGAACACUGUUACGAAGAAGACCUCACUUAUAAGUUUGACAAUAAAGGUUGGGGGUUCUGUAAGCAACAGGGGUAUUACUUGGUUGGCAUCUACAAAAGUGGCUGCAAUCAACUUUGCUGCCUGAAAAAGUUGAGAUGCUGCAAGAUGAAGUUAGUAAACGGAGGAUGGAGUACUUUUGGAUUCUGGGGCCAAUGCAGUACCUCUUGCGGACUUGGAUAUCAAGAGCGCGUGCGUUCCUGUACCAAUCCCCCUCCUUCGGGCGGUGGGGCGCAAUGUUCAGGAGAAAACAGAGAGACAAGGUCUUGUAAUCGUGGAGGAUGCGCUGUGUUUGACCGCUGUGUCCCAUGUUCGGGACCUGACAUAGAAACACGGCCUCGUAACCAGGCCUCGUACAGUAGCAGGUUUUUAUGA